Molecule: messenger RNA, 1996 nt
Organism: Durio zibethinus
Lineage: Eukaryota; Viridiplantae; Streptophyta; Magnoliopsida; Malvales; Malvaceae
Product: glycosyltransferase-like KOBITO 1
Biological process (GO): cellulose biosynthetic process; response to abscisic acid
Source: RefSeq, a predicted model, not a curated record
GCCAGCCGGCCAGUGGGAGAAAUACAAAACGGCCCAAACGACUCACUCAACGUUUCUUUGGCACUUGAAAAUUCCUGGGUCUCCUCCCUCUGGCCUCUGCUGCCUGUCUCCACCAUCACCGUCACGAUGCCAAGCCACCACCAUCACCACCACCACCGCUCCACUCCUUUGCUCUCCUCCUCCACAUCAGCCUCCUCCACCACCCAAUCCUUCCUUUCCAAGCUCCUCCUCCUCCUAACGAUCCUCCCUCUGUCUUUGGCUGCCUUAGGCUUCGUUCUCCAGUGGCGCGGAGGGGGUGUAUCCGAUCCCACCAUCGCCACAUCCUCCACCACUUCCCGAUGGGCACCACGUGGGUCCCACCACGAGAUCUUCCCUGGCAUGGAGACUUUCUCAUCUCUCUCCCCUAAAUCCCAUUCUUCUUCUGAUUGCAUCAAUCUCGGUCGUAGCUCUUCCCCUUCUUUCCCUUACUACGGGGACUGGAAAUUUGGUUUUGAAUCUAAUUUAAAACCAAGGAUUUGUAUUACAACAAGUACAUCAGCUGGCUUGGAGCAGAUUUUGCCAUGGAUGUUUUAUCAUAAGGUUAUUGGAGUUGCAACCUUUUUCCUCUUUGUGGAAGGGCAUGCUGCAUCUCCCAAAGUUUCUAGUGUUUUGGAAUCUAUUCCCGGAGUAAAAGUUAUAUACAGAACAAAAGAGCUUGAGGAGCAGCAGGCUAAAAGCCGGAUCUGGAAUGAAACAUGGCUUUCAAGUUUCUUUUACAAGCCUUGCAAUUAUGAGUUAUUUGUGAAGCAGUCUCUCAAUAUGGAAAUGGCCAUUGUCAUGGCAAGGGAUGCUGGAAUGGACUGGAUACUUCAUCUUGACACUGAUGAGUUAAUACAUCCAGCUGGUGCAAGAGAAUAUUCUUUGAGGCAGUUGUUGCUUGAUGUGCCUAGCAAUGUCGAUAUGGUCAUAUUUCCAAAUUAUGAGAGCAGUGUUGAACGAGAUGAUAUCAAGGAUCCUUUUAGCGAGGUAUCAAUGUUCAAGAAGAACUAUGACCAUCUUCCAAAGGACACAUAUUUUGGCAUGUAUAAAGAAUCAACUCGUAGUAAUCCAAACUAUUUCUUGACUUAUGGGAAUGGGAAAGCUGCUGCUCGUAUUCAGGAUCAUCUUCGUCCAAAUGGUGCUCACAGAUGGCACAAUUAUAUGAAAACUCCACAUGAAAUCAAAUUGGAGGAGGCUGCUGUUCUACACUACACAUAUGCCAAAUUUUCAGACCUAACAUCUAGACGUGAUCGGUGUGGCUGCAAACCUACCAAGGAAGACGUCAAAAGAUGCUUCAUGUUGGAAUUUGAUAGAGCUGCAUUUAUAAUUGCUUCAACUGCAACAGAGGAAGAGAUGCUUAACUGGUACCGUGAACAUGUUGUAUGGGGUGAAAAAGACCUAAGACUAAAACUCCUGAGAAAGGGGAUUUUAACUCGCAUAUAUGCUCCAAUGGCCAUAAUACAAGGUUUGAGGGAGUCUGGCGUCUUCACCUCUGUUAUUGAAACUGCCCCCACUACUCUUUCAAGGGACAUGUUUUUAGCAUCCAUUGAUAGUAGUAACUCAUCGAGAGCUGUUCCUUCUGUGUCUUUGGCUUCAAGAAAGAUUGGUAGAAGCAGAGAGCACCAAGCAUCUACCAGGAAGGUGCUGGAAAUUGAAGCUAGUGCAGCUCAUGAAGCAGCUGUUCCACCAUUGUCACCCCCAGUAUGGAACAUGACCACCUCCAUUGAUGGUGUGAAUGCUUUUACUUAAAGCAAUUUUCAUCUUGUGGUCUAUACUAACAGAGAGAUUUCUGCUAUACAACUUGAUGUUGAGGCAAGAAAUCUGGUAUUGUAACAUUUUUCUGUAGAUGCCACAGUAUUGACAUUCGAGGUUGUCAUUAUUAUUUCUUAGUCAUUUGUAGUGAAUGUAAAUUUCAAUUUUAUGUUUUUUUUAAAUGUUGUUACAAGAUUAAAGUAUUAACUAAAUAAUAGUUUACCUU